CCGUGGGUGGAAUCACUGGAAUGUCCUUGCACUUGCUAAGCCCCGAAAUCACGACGACGGCCACCAGUUUUGACAUUUUCCAAUGUUUGAUUCCCACAUUAAUAAAAAGCAUUUGUCGGCCAAUAAAAACGAUUUGUACAUGUUAAAUAAUCGGUUAAUAACGUGCACCGCGAUUUCCCGAUAGGUUGUGUUCGGUUUCGGGUCGGCCGCGCAAAAUGCAAGCUAUCAAGUGUGUUGUAGUCGGCGAUGGGUAAGUUCAAUGCAGAUAUUAUAAUACUAUUAAACAUUAAAAUAUUACAAAUAGUUACCAUUUAUAUGUCGUCAAUAUCUAUUAACACAUUCUAGACCCCAUCUUCCUUGUCCCCUAGCCUUUGUGUUAUUUCAAUUAAAAGGUUUUAUCCACUGUGUUGCAUCAUCGUUCAACUAUAUCUACACACAAAGAUAGGCAACUCAUUAAAUUAAAUAUUUUAACUCAUAAGAUUAUAGCUAACAAUGAGUCUUAUUGUCAAUGUGAAAUAUCGGAUUUGCGAUUUGUAUAAAAUAUAAUUAGUUAUCAUUUGGUGGUUAUUUCAAACAGGUAUUUCGUUAAAAAAAAAUUUUAAAAAUGAUGCUAUUGAAAUUUAUGUCUAAUUUUUUAGAAAAUUAUAAUACAUCUCCACAUUUCUGGAUUAGUUCAAGUUACUUUUAAAAUAUUAGAAUGGGGGUACCUAUUGCGUUUAUUAUUAUUAUUAUUUUUUUUUUUUCUUAAUAAAAGUGAAAUUCUAUAGUUUUAAUAUUUUGUUAUUAUUUAUAGAGCGGUUGGUAAAACAUGUUUACUCAUUAGUUACACAAGCAAUGCAUUUCCUGGAGAAUAUAUACCUACUGUGUAAGUAAUUUUUGUUUAAUCCUACAGGUGUCUACAUGAAGUAAAUAGUAUAAGGUAUACAUUUAAUUAGCUUUUAUGUAACAUCAAUAUUGUAUUGUAAUAUUACCUAUUAGUUAUUCUUGAUUAAAUUGUGCAAUUUAAUUUGUUCUAUGCUUUGAUUAAAUAUUUUAAUUAGUUUAAUUAAAUAGACAAUACUACUUUGACAAAUCAAAUGAAUUCCUUCAAUGUUUUGAUAUUCAUGACCCAUUAAAUGAUUACUUACCUAUUAAAACAAACUACCUAAGUACUAACUAUUACUUAAAGUAAUUGUUCUUUAAAAGAUAUUAUUUUAUCCUUAUUCAGAAAGCAUAUUAAUUGUAUUUAAUAUGUAAAUAUGCCAAUAAACUGCAUUUUUUUUCAUAUAUAUGUUAUUCUAAUUUAUGGCUACGAAUUGAUAAUAUCUAAAAUGUUUGAAUUUUUUAAAUAUAUGUCGUUUAUUAUUUUAGAUUCUGAGUGGAGCAAGAAAUGUCUAUUACUUUUACUAUGGUGUUUGUUUUAUUUUUCUAAAAACCACUUAUCAAUCAGAAAUCUUGCUUCAACUAUCAACAUUAUGGGUGGUUCCCGUUAAAAAUGUUUGUCUUGUUGAUAAAUUGAGGAGGAUAUUUUUUAGGCAAUAUCGUUUUCUGUUUAUUUCGAUUUUGUUUUUUUUUUGUUGUUAUUCAGUGAUAAAUAUUCAUAGAGACAUGGAGUGAAACUUUAAAUGUUCAAUUAUUUUUAUUAGCACUUUCUAAACAGUACGAUUUUCAAAAUAUUCCAUCUGAUUAUUAAUUAUUUGUAGCUAUUUGGAUUUUUUGAAUUUAUUUACCCUUAUUAAAAUUAUCAAAAAUUUAAUACAAAAUUAAUUAUAAGUUGUACUUAUGUUGUAGUAAAAACCAGAAAAAAAUGAAUUUAAAAUUCAACAAUUUACAAAACUCGUAAAAUAACGGCAUCAUUUUAAGUAUUUAUUUUUUGGUAAUUGUUAUGAGAUGUAUUUUGUAUAAAGAAAAAAAAUAUAAAUUAAUACAAUAUUAAAAUUUAAAUUCAUCCACAAAUGUUCAAUUUAAAUUCUAUUUUCGUUUGCAAUGAUUGGCUCCGUGGCUUUUUUAAUCAUUUAAAUUGGAACUUAUGUUUAUAACAAACUUAUUUUACUUUUAUAAUUAGUAGAUAAAUAGUAUAUUUUUUUUAUUUUUUAUAUACCUGUACUGAAUUUAACUAAUUAUGUUGCACAUCUUGUAUAUUAAAUACUGUAAUUUAUCUUAUUUAAUUUUAGAUUUGAUAACUACUCAGCCAAUGUAAUGGUUGAUGGGAAGCCAAUAAACUUAGGAUUAUGGGAUACUGCUGGUCAAGAAGAUUACGAUAGACUGAGGCCUCUAUCAUAUCCACAAACAGUAUGUUAAAUUUAAAUUUACAACGUUAAUUAAUCAAAAUUUGAAUAAUCAUCAUAUCUCCAUGAAGCUAACAUUUUAUUUAUAUCCGCACAGAAUAAGUUCUCAGUUACAAGAAAAUAAAAUAUAAUUUUUGCAAAAUUAUAAUUAAAAUAAUAAUGAAAAAGUUCACUAAAUAUUCUCUGGUUAAACAACUCUGCAAAUUGUACACAAAUAAAAUUAGUUCAACAACUUGUCAAUUCAAAAAUUCUGUGUUUGAUAUCAUUUAUUUAUUUUAUAGAACCAAUACAGUUAUCGGUUCAGUAAAAUUUCAUAAAACCUGGUACGAAUCUUGUAAAGUUUUAGCACAUGAUUGAUUUCAUAAUAUAUGUAGGAAUAGUUUUUAGUAUGAAUUAUAGAUUAUAGUAUAGAAUGAAUUAUUUUUUUCAUCAAUUUGAGGUGUGGUCCUUAUGAAGCGGACUUUUAGUCUAUGUGAUGCCUAGGUAUUUGACCUUUGAUGUUAAACUAUUAAAUGUAUAAUACAAAUUAUUGACUGUUGUGUUUUUGUUAAUUAUCAAUUUUUUUAAUCGGAUAUUUUUUUUUCAGGAUGUAUUUCUUAUAUGUUUUUCAUUAGUAAAUCCUGCAUCAUUCGAAAAUGUGCGAGCUAAAGUAAGAUAAUAAUUAUUAUGGAAAUAAUUGUUUUUCAAGUCAAUAUAAUAUUAAAUUCAUGUGUUUUAGUGGUAUCCAGAAGUUCGACAUCAUUGUCCAAGUACUCCAAUUAUAUUAGUUGGUACAAAACUUGAUUUACGAGAGGAUAAAGAAACUAUUGACAAGCUAAAGGAAAAGAAAUUAACUGCUAUCACAUAUCCACAGGUGCCUAUUAUUGUUCCAGUACAUUUAGUAUUUUGUUUUCCUCACAUGCUUAAUUUUUAAUCAUUUAUAGGGUUUAUCAAUGGCCAAAGAAAUUGGAGCAGUUAAGUACUUGGAAUGUAGUGCUCUUACUCAGAAGGGUUUAAAAAUUGUAUUCGAUGAAGCCAUUCGAGCAGUUUUAUGUCCUGUAUCGCCUGUGAAGCCAAAACGUAAAUGCGCAAUAAUUUAACAAUCAUGACUAUGUUGUCACUGGUGAGUUAACUUCUUAUUUUUGAAGUAUUUUCCAAUUGUGUAUUUUGUGUGAUUCGGAUGUAUAGUUUUAAUAGUUUUAAAAAUGUCUAUAAUUGCAAUACCUGUUAUAAUAAUAACAGACAUUACUAAAUAAUGAUGAAUCAAUUAAUACUUUUUAUAAUUUGAAAUUACUUUAAUAUAUUUAUGAAAUAGGGACUUUAAAUCCAACAGAGGAUUGUCCAAGACUGGUAACAAUCAGUUCACAGAUUGAUACACAUUUUGCUUGUGUACAACAACUAACAAUAAACAAAAGUUCUUCCUGCAAAAUAAUAGAACGCACAUAAUAAUUAAAUUGUGUAAUGUAUAGUAUGGUAAGAAAUUUAUAUAUUAACUAGGGACCUAUAAUGCUGUUGAACAAACUUAUGGCCUAAUUUUAUAGUCUAAUCAUGUAAUCUAUAUAGCUUAAUCAUUUUUAUAUUAAAAAAUAAACUUAUAUAUUAUGUAUUUAAAUAAUCCA
Cinara cedri is the source of this 3865-nucleotide messenger RNA. Lineage: Eukaryota; Metazoa; Arthropoda; Insecta; Hemiptera; Aphididae. The record is from the annotation of a GenBank genome assembly.